CCGCCAAAAUCUCUGCAUACGAAUCUCUAACACACUACACACACUAUUCCAGAGAGAGAAAAACACAAACGAAAAAAAUGGCCGCAACAUCCAUUUCCUCCGCGACAAACAAGCUGACAGACCAAUCGCCGCCUCUUCCGCUCCACGCCACAGCCGCACGCCCCUCCGCCGCUAGCCUUUCCUUCUCCAAUUCGUCAAUUUCCAUCCAAAAACUCGCAAUCUCCGCCACCUCGAGGGAUCUGAGCUCGCGCAGCUCCGUAGUCAGCGCUCUGAAGACGGCGAGGGAAUCCGAGCAGGCGUCGCAGCCGCGGAAUUCAGAUCCGGAGGUGAAAUCGCCGAAGCCGACGAUUCUGGUCUCCGAGAAACUCGGAGAGGCCGGUCUCGACCUGCUGAGGAGCUACGGGGAGGUGGAGUGCCUGUACAAUCUCUCGCCGAAGGAUUUGUGCGCGAAGAUCGGGGAGUUCGAUGCGCUAAUCGUGCGGAGCGGCACGAAGGUGACGCGCCAGGUGUUCGAGGCGGCGAAGGGGAAGCUGAAGGUCGUCGGGCGAGCUGGCGUGGGGAUUGACAAUGUGGAUCUGCAGGCGGCGACGGAGCUUGGUUGUCUGGUGGUGAAUGCGCCGACGGCGAACACGAUCGCGGCGGCGGAGCAUGGGAUCGCGCUGCUCGCUGGAAUGGCGAGGAAUGUUGCUCAAUCUGACGCCUCAAUGAAGGCUGGACAAUGGCAACGUAACAAGUACGUUGGUGUCUCACUGGUUGGGAAGACAUUGGCUAUCAUGGGAUUUGGCAAGGUUGGCUCUGAGGUUGCAAGACGUGCUAAGGGCCUUGGAAUGCAUGUUAUAGCGCACGACCCAUAUGCCCCAGCCGAUAGAGCACGUGCCCUUGGUGUCGAGUUGGUCUCAUUUGAUGAAGCCCUCUCCACUGCUGACUUCGUCUCCCUCCACAUGCCUCUUACUCCUACUACAAACAAGCUAUUCAAUGACGCAACAUUUGCAAAGAUGAAGAAGGGAGUGCGCAUAAUAAAUGUUGCCCGUGGUGGCGUGAUAGAUGAGGAUGCUCUUGUGAGAGCCCUCGAUGAAGGAAUUGUUGCACAGGCUGCCCUCGAUGUCUUCACAAAGGAGCCCCCAUCAAAAGAUAGCAAACUAGUGCAACACGAAAACGUUACAGUUACACCACAUCUCGGUGCUAGCACAAAAGAAGCACAGGAGGGAGUUGCAGUCGAAAUAGCAGAGGCCGUUGUUGGUGCACUGAGAGGGGAACUUUCUGCAACUGCAGUAAAUGCUCCUAUGGUUCCUCCAGAGGUCCUGUCUGAGUUGGCUCCAUAUGUCAAUCUGGCUGAGAAGCUUGGUAGACUAGGCGUCCAGUUAGUUGCUGGAGGACGCGGAAUACAAUCCGUGAAGGUGGUCUAUGGCUCGGCCCGUGCCUCUGACAACAUGGACACGAGACUUCUCCGAUCCAUGAUAGUAAAGGGAAUCAUCGAGCCUAUCUCAGAUGCCCAUAUCAACCUAGUCAACGCAGACUUCAUAGCCAAGCAGAAGGGUCUAAGAAUCAGUGAGGAAAAACUAUUAGUCGACUCCUCUUCCGAGAGCCCCAUCGACUCCAUUCAGGUCCAGAUAAGCAACGUGGGGUCAAAAUUCGAGAGUGCAUUGCUGGAUAACGGGAACAUAAGCAUCGAGGGGAGAGUGAAGGACGGUGUGCCUCACCUGACACGCGUGGGAGCAUUCAGCGUGGACGUUAGCCUCGAGGGAAAUCUGAUCCUCUACCGCCAAGUCGACCAGCCUGGCAUGAUCGGGACAGUUGGGACGAUUCUUGGAGAGAGCAACGUGAACGUGAGCUUCAUGAGCGUUAGCCGGACUGUGAAGAGGGUGAAGGCUAUUGUGGCCAUCGGGGUGGACGAAGCGCCUAGCAAGGAAACACUCAAGAAGAUAGGCGAAGUGCCUGCUAUCGAAGAGUUUGUCUUUCUUGACCUCUGAACUUGAUUGUUUGUAUGUUUUAUGGAACUUCGCUGCGAGACAAAACUCUGUUUUUCAGUGACUCUUACAAUAAAAAUAGACAUCUUUAGGCUGCCGAUGAUGAAAAUCCACAGGAAGCAGCUUCUCUACAGUUAUGUUUAUCUGUUAUUGUUGUUGUUGUUUCGAUUUUAGAUUAGUUUUGGUAUGAUUGAAAAUCACCAUGUUGGCUGUUUUGGUAGAAGAAAAGGAAUUUGCCAUA
Molecule: messenger RNA, 2208 nt
Organism: Salvia hispanica
Lineage: Eukaryota; Viridiplantae; Streptophyta; Magnoliopsida; Lamiales; Lamiaceae
Product: D-3-phosphoglycerate dehydrogenase 1, chloroplastic-like
Biological process (GO): L-serine biosynthetic process
Cellular component (GO): chloroplast stroma
Molecular function (GO): NAD binding; phosphoglycerate dehydrogenase activity
Source: RefSeq, a predicted model, not a curated record